Messenger RNA from Xylaria bambusicola, 6924 nucleotides. RefSeq lists its product as uncharacterized. NCBI's taxonomy places the organism in Eukaryota, Fungi, Ascomycota, Sordariomycetes, Xylariales, Xylariaceae. The record is from RefSeq and is a predicted model, not a curated record. The coding region runs from base 1 to 6924 and encodes 2307 amino acids. The transcript has 2 exons.
AUGGCCGCUAUUACCGCUGUUACAGGCUUCGUCUCUACAAUUGCGACAACGAGCGAGUCUGCGUGGCUACCGAACUUGCCUUGCGCCACCCAGACGUUUCCAUGGAAUGAGCUCGAUUUGGAGACACAAUUGACACUUAUCUCGCGGCAGUGGCUCUUACAAAGAACACAUGUACCCAAUACAUCAUGCCAGCGCUGCUGUAUCAUUUCUCACAAGCCUUUGACGAUACCCGAUCCUACGCCGAAACGAUCGAAGCGAUUACCUGCGCCAUGCGAUACGGAGGCCACCGAGUAUGAUGAUAUAGCCAGCUUGGCCUUCGUAGAGGAAUAUGCGCAGCGGCGUCUCCCCAAACCAUCUGAGGAAGAGGGUUGUCCCCCAAUACCCCCCACUUCGUCGCAAACACGACGCCGGCGAGAAGAUACUCUGUUCAAUCCAUUAAUUCCCGACUUUUACUGUGAUUUCUCAUCUGAGGAAGGAUUUGUUCAGCAUGCUAAGAAGAAAACGAAAGGGAAAGGCGCUGCUCCACCUCCACCACCACCCCCCCCACCUCCACCUCAGCCGGAAAAGAACGACGAUGGUGGGGCUGGCGGUGGUGGCGAACCGAAUGGCGAAGCAGGAGGUGCUGGAGCAGGCAAAGGGGGUGGAGACGACAAAAAGGAUGAAAAAAAGGACGACAAGGGCGAUCCUAGCCUGGACGACGACGCCGGUUGGGGGGCCUUCACAAGUGCGGGAAAGAAAAAGAAAGGCAAAAAGGAGGAGACCACCGAUCUGUUGGGAGGGGAAGCCAAGUUUGACGCCUUUGAUGAUAUCGGAUUGAAUGAUACUGGCCCAUCUCUGGGCCUCAACUUUGAGAGCAGUGCGACAGAUACCAAGGCCAAUACCGUUAGUACGUGGGGAUCCAGCUGGAAUGCCGGCACAUCGUGGGAUUGGUCUAGUACCAAAGCAGCUGACAAGACCGAAGUUAAAGAGGAGAAGAAGGAUGGCUUAGAUUCUAGUCCUUGGAGCAUUGACCGACCCAAACCAAAGAAAAAGGGUAAGACGACCUUCGGUUUCGGCAAUUUCGAUGAGGCAGAAGAACCAAAGACCGAGGAGCCCUUGAUUUCCGAAGAGAAGAAAGACGAUGACUUCGGCUUUGGAUUCGCCACUGCAAAGAAGGACAGCAAAAAGAAGAAGAAGACCAAUAUCUGGGACGAACCCGAGACGACCGACCCACCCGCUGAAACCCAGGACACUGGCUCUACUGCUAUUGAUGAUGGUUGGGGUUGGGGUUCUGCAGCUAAGAAGGCGGCGAAGAAAGGCGCGGGUACAUUGCUGGACUCGGUCCCUGAGCCUGAGAAGACAGAACCGGUCGAUGAUUUCUGGGGGUCUAUAGGGGCCAAGAAGAAGAAGAAAAACGACAUUCUGGAUCUGGAUUCUUCUGCCCUUGACCCUGUACCUGCUGCUGCCCCUGCCCCUCCACAAAAUGAAUGGGGAGGUGACGUGUGGGGUACGACGACUACGACUACAAAGGAUAAGAAAAAGAAAAAGGGCGCACUUGAAGAAAUUAAGAAGUCUGAUGAAUCAGAAGAUACAUUCUGGGGUAGCAGCAAUAGCAAGAAGAACGGUAAAAGCAAGAUUGCUGAGCCUGAGCCUACUAAGCAUGCAGAGGAUGAUAUAUUCACUUCCCUCACAGCUCCUAAGAAAGAUAAGGGAGCGAAGAAAAAGAAAAAGGGAUUACUGGAGGAGGAACCUGUCAAAGAGCCGGAGCCCAUACCGGAACCAGUAGCUGAGUUUCAACCUGAACCUGAACCGGAGCUAGAACCGGAGCCCGAGCCCGAGCCUCUCCCGCCGCCACCUAUGCGUGAAGAGCCGAGCAGCGCUUGGAGUUUCUGGGGUGCUACUAAGAAAACAAUAAAAAAGGCAGCAGACCCAACCCCGGCAACCGAAGGUAGUGGUGAGGGUUGGCUCAAUUGGGGUGCUAAGAAACUGGUAAAAAAUGGUAAGAUGUCGACAACAUCCCUAGAUGAACUAAACCAGGAAUCGGGCCUCGAACCGGUAACACCUGGGGCCCUUGCACCCGGCGAAACUGGUAGUGGUGACCAAUUCCAGGACAAAUUUGGCACUAGCAGAUUUAAGAAAAUUAAUGCUGACGGCAACAUCAUUCCAGCCACGAUUGAGAAACCCGUUGAAGAACCCAAGAAUGACGAUGAAAGUUGGGGAUGGGGUCUUUCGAGAAAGAUAUCACCCCUGCCGGCACCACCGCCGGCACCCUCACCACCUCCUACUUUUGAAGAGCCAAAUAUCUGGGACGAGCCGCAUGUUGAACCCGAACCAGAUCCUGCUGCCAUUGCAUUGGCUGCUGAGAUCGCCGCUGAAGAGCGAGAACUUUCUGAACUAACUACGAAGAGUCUAAAGAAGAAACUUCUCAAGAAGGAUCAGAGGCGAUUUGAUGAGCUAACGAAGAAUGCAGAGCGUCGAGCUGAAGAAGCCGCAGCCAAGGAAGCCGAAGAGAAACUGCGGUUAGAGGCGGAAGCCAACGCUGCUGCUGAUGCUCUCAAAGCCGAAGAAGAAGCUGCUGCUGCCGCUGAAGCGCUCAAGGCUGAAAUCGAGGCUGAGGAGGCAGAGCUCGAAGCUCUCACCGCAAAGUCCACGAAAAAGAAGAAAUUCACGAGAAAGGAUAAAGAGCGCAUGGAUGAGCUUAUUGAAAAGAAGAAUGCUCGCGCUGCUGCUGCUGCUGCUGAAGAAACUACUCCGCCGGCUGACGAUGGAGCUGCAGAAGCUGCGCUUGCAGCCGAGGAAGCUGCACGCGAAGCCGAAGAACAGGCAGCUAGAGAAGCUGAAGCAGCAGCAGCAGCGGACGCAGCAGAGGCAGAAGCUGCCGCAGCACGCGAAGCUGAGGCGCAGGCCACUCGAGAAGCCGAGGAAGAAGCUGCAGCUGAGGAAGCUGAAGCAGCAGCCCUUCAAACAAAGCUAAAAAAGAGAAAGAGGCUGACUCAAAAGGAUCAAGACCGGUUAGACGAGCUUACCGAGAAGAUCAAUGCUCGUGCUGCUGCUGCCGCUGCUGCUGAUACAGCGGUCAGUGAUGAAGCUGCUCAGGCCUUGGCGGAAGCCGAAAUGCAAGCAGCGAAGGAGGCGGAGGAGUUAGCCGCACGAGAAGCAGAGGAACAAGCUGCUCGUGAAGCUGAAGAAUUAGCUGCCCGCGAAGCCGAAGAAGCGGCUACCCGCGAAGCGGAGGAGCAGGCUGCUCGUGAAGCAGAAGAAGCUGCGCAAGCCGCGCGUGAGGCCGAAGAAGCAGCUGCUCGCGAAGCGGAGGAAGAGGCGGAAGCAGAAGAAUUUGAACUGCUUACAAAGAAAGCCAAAAAGGGGAAGUUGCUUAAAAAGGAACGGAGGCGCCUCGAAGAACUUGAAGAAAAGAUCAAGGCUCGCGCAAGCGGAGAAAAUGGCGAUGAGGCUGCUGCUGAAGAGCAAGCUGCGCGCGAGGCUGAAGAACUAGCAGCACGUGAAGCUGAAGAACAGGCUAUCCGCGAAGCCGAGGAAUUAGCUGCGCGCGAGGCUGAAGAAGCUGCCGCUCGUGAAGCCGAGGAACAGGCCGCUCGUGAGGCGGAAGAAGAAGCUGCUGCUCGCAAAACGGAAGAAGAGGUGGAAGAAGAAGAAUUUGAAUUGCUUACAGAGAAAGCGCAAAAGACGAAGCUGCUCAAAAGGGAGCGGAGGCGCCUUGAAGAACUUACGGAAAAGAUCAACGCUCGCAAGGCCGCUGCUGAAGAGCAAGCUGCUCGUGAAGCCGAAGAAUUGGCAGCACGCGAAGCUGAAGAGGCUGCCGCCCGUGAAGCGGAGGAACGGGCAGCACGGGAAGCUGAGGAAGCUGCAGAGGAUGCAGAACUUGAGGAACUCCAGGCUGCUAAGGCGAGGAAAAAGAAGAAAUUCAAGGAUCAGGCUCGAUUAGACGAACUUCUCGAAAAGAUUAACGCUCGUAUUAGUGUUACUCCGAUCGCAGAAGACGACGAGGCUGCAGACGAUAUGUACGAUACGGACGAAGCAGAGCAAGCAGCCCGAGAAGCGCAAGAAGCCGAGGAAGCAGCUAUACGCGAGGCAGAGGAGCAGGCUGCGCGCGAAGCAGAAGAACAAGCCGCCCGAGAAGCAGAAGAAGCUGCACAAGCCGCACUCGAGGCUGAAGAACAGGCUGAACGUGAGCGACAGGAAGCCGAAGCUGCCGCUGCUGCCAAGAAAAAGUCGAAAAAGAGCUCAAAAUCUGAUGAAAAGGAGAAGAAAUCCAAAUCUAGCAGCAAAGAUAAGAAGAAGGAUGACGAAGACGAUCUCGACAAAGUGAAGGAGAAGAAAUCGAAGAAGAAGAAGGAUAUCGACGACGAUGAUCUUGAUUUUGACAACGUGAAGAGCUCCAAAGCCGACAAGAAAAAGUCCAAAUCCAAAUCCAGUAGUGAGGAAAAGAAGGACAACAAGGAUGAUGAAGACGAUUUCGAUCUUGACAAUGUGGACCUGACCAUGGAACAAGCUGAUGAGAUUCUUGCGGGCCUGGACCCCCCAAGGAAGCCCAAACCCACGGCGGCGGACCCUUUCUCCUUCUGGGGUGCCAAGCCAACCCCGAUCACCUCAGAUCCUGAACCAGUAAGCACCUUUUACCCCCCAAAAUCGGCAAUAACUGAGAUUACAAUUGCUGAGUCAACCAAGGUUCUGGAAGAUACCACACCAGAUGUACCCGCGUCAUCAUUUUCAAAGUUCGUCGAUGAUUGGAUGCCGAUGAAGAAAACCAAAGGAGGUAAAGUUGCUGAACAGCUUAAGAAAUUCGAGGCGGAACCAGAGGAUGAUUUAGAUGGCGACCUAAUUGACGUGGUCCCUGAAGCAACGCAGUCUGAUACGAAAGACAGCGACCUUCCUGGCAGUUUUCCCAUGACUGACGAAGACCAUGAACGUGAAGACGAAACAUUUCACGAUGCAGCUGAGGGCGAAGACGAGAGUGCAGAAAUGAUCGAUAUGGAGAUGGCAGAGCAAGACUCGAAGAGAAGCUUCCCAAAUGACGAUGCCGAUAUUCCUGUCGAUGAAGACGAAAUUGUUGAAAUUAUUGACCUCUCGCCACCAGUAGAAAAGAAAUCUAAGAAGAGUAAGAAGAGCAAAUCCAAGGACAAGGGCAAUGCUUUCCCUCCUGUACCUCCCCCUGUACCUCCCCCACCGCCUGCGGUACCGGAUGCGCCUCCAGCACCUCCCACGCCUCCAUCGCCCGCUGCUGAAUCCAGAUCCUCCAAGAAAGAGCGAGCCAAAAUCAAUCGUGAUGGUGGUGCGUCUUGGAGUGCGUGGGCGACAUCACCAGUCAAGGAAGAAAAAAGGCCAUCAAAGUCUAGAUCCGACGCCAGAAAGUCCAGGAAAGAGAGAGAGGAAAAGCUAUCUUCGAGAGGCUCAGCCUCUGAUAAAGCAGAGCAACAAGACAGGAGGGGUCCACCAAUUUCCAUGCCACGCAUGAGCAGCGUUUUCCAAAGCACUCCCCCUCUUUCACGCUCUAUGUCAACACGAGACAAAUACACGAGCAGAUCAAGCUCAAGACGCCAUUCUGUAGAAAUGAGUGGUGGGCUUGUGUCGCCACCUCCUGAAGAAAUGCCUGGGAUGUCCUCGAGGGCGGCGCGAACGCCAGGGGUGGACAGGAGUUACAGUAGGAGAACCUCAAGAACGCGCGCCGCUCCCGAAGAUGACGAUAUCGUCAUGGUUGAGACGCGCGAUUUUACGUCAAGCCCCGACAAGUCGGCGCGUAAACGAUCAAAGGUAGAACAAACAGUCAAAGGUAAAUUGAGUCUUGCUAACUUGAAACAGCCAAAGCCAAGCGAAGAUGUAUUCAUGGGUGAUACGGACGGUCACACUAACGCAACGCCGUUGCGACGAUCCAGCUCAAAUGCUAAAAAGGGCAUAUCUGGCCUGUUUGGUGGCCUCAUGUCUUCAAAUUCACGUUCUGAACCCCGCCCCGAACCCCGGCGUCGGGCUACAUAUCAUGCGCCGGAAGAGGAGGGGAGAUCCGAUAAGAGAGCGAGGCGCACACGGGGAAUGGAGCCAGAUAUGGAUGCUGAUCGCGAAGCCCGGCGUGCCGCUCGUCGAGCCAUGAAAGAACAAGAACAGGCUGAAGAUUCCCGGCGUGCGAAAGAUUCGCGGCGCGAGAGGCGUAGGCGUCAAGAAGAGGAGGACGAAGAUGCUCGUAGACAGGAAGAGCGAGAGGCCCGAAGAGCGGAGCGCAGGGCUGCACGAGAGCGUGAAGCCCAACGCCUUGCAAACGAGGAGGCCGAAGCGAGGGAAGCCGAGAGAGCAGAACGCCGCCGCCGCCGCAGGCUCGAAAAAGACGCCGCAGCUGCUGAGGAAGCAGAGGCAGAAGCACGUCGGGCUGCCCGGGCUGAAAGACGACGUAUGCGAUACGGGGAAGCGGGGUCAGAAGAAGACGAUGAACGGCGACGAAGACGCGAAGCCAGACGGGCCGCCGAGAAAGCCGGUCGCACCCGGUCUACGCCGAUGGGCGAUGACUAUGUGUAUCCUCGAGAGCGGUCCUCGAGACAUACAGACGACGAACGUGGUAAGAGAAGGACACCAACCUGGCCACAUUCUGGCACAAGUUCAUGGGUUAAAGAACAUUCAGACGCAGGUCCGCCCCCAGAGGACGGUCCAAUGACGGACGCCCCUCCGCCGACGGACGACGAAGAAGCCCGACGCGCCGCUCGACGCGCCGCCCGCCGGCGAGAGAGAGAAAGAUAUGGCGAAGCGAACCGCGAGUACGAAGAAGACCAGAAGCGAAGGCGCGUACGCCGCGACGAACGCGACCGCCGAGAACGACGGAUGGGCUCAGAUGGCAGCGGGGAGCAGCAAAGGGCACAACAACAGCAGCAAGCACAGCGCGAGCCGAUGUUCAUGGAUGCGACACCCCGGAGUAGUUGGUGGAGGAAACUCACGGGGUCGUAA